Molecule: messenger RNA, 3558 nt
Organism: Salvelinus namaycush (lake trout)
Lineage: Eukaryota; Metazoa; Chordata; Actinopteri; Salmoniformes; Salmonidae
Product: inactive carboxypeptidase-like protein X2
Exons: 22
Biological process (GO): proteolysis; negative regulation of transcription by RNA polymerase II
Molecular function (GO): metallocarboxypeptidase activity; RNA polymerase II transcription regulatory region sequence-specific DNA binding; DNA-binding transcription repressor activity, RNA polymerase II-specific
Source: RefSeq, a predicted model, not a curated record
AUGGAUCCGUCUAAAUUCACUGGGUGUCCAAGCAGUACCCAUCCGAGCCAUGGUUCAGCUGCUGAGAGUGAUGCUGCAAGACAGACCACAGGUGGGGCAGCCAUUCCAGAAGGCCAUUCCAAGAGAGUAGAAUUCCCAAGUGGUCCAGCAGCCAGUAAAUGCUCCACCACAGUGGACUCAGCGGAAAGGGAGACUAGCGAGUCUCACCCUGCAUCUGUGUGCCGUAGCCUGGAGAGGUCAAAGGGCAAGUCACGGCGGGUUCGGACAGCGUUCACCUUGGAUCAACUACACAUUCUAGAACAUAGUUUCCACAGCAGCCACUACCUGUCUGUGUUCGAGCGCUACGCCAUCGCCUUGAUGCUCUGUCUCACAGAGACUCAGGUUAAGAUCUGGUUCCAAAACCGACGCACCAAGUGGAAGAAAGAGUGUGAGGGGAAAGGGCUGCAUGAGCAGCAGCUCCAGUGCUGGGAUGGAGGUGUAGAGGGACAGGACACCACAGGUGUCCAGACACAGGUGAGACAGGCUGGACCUAUGGAACAUGGGAGAGAGUGGGAGGAAGAGAGAAAGGACGUUAUGAUGGACGACGCUGGUACGGAGGUGAAGGAGAUCAAACCAAAGAAGAAGAAAUCCAUAGAGGAGGUGGAGGCAGCCAGGGCAAAGAAAGCCGCAGAGAAGGAGGCCAAAGCCAAGAAGCAGAAAGCCAACAAGGCGCCCAAAGCCCCGAAACCCACUAAAAAACCCAAAGCCACCAAGGCACCCAAGAAGCCCAAGGCCACCAAGGCACCUAAUGUCACAAAGCCCAAAGCUACCAAGGCCUCCAAGAUAACAGCACGGAAGGAGGAGGGGGUGAAGCCGGUGACCAGAAGACCCAGUCUGGAAGAGGAGGAGGAGAAACUCCUGAUUGAGCUGGGCUGGGACAGACUAGACAGCAGACCCUCGGGACCCACACCUCCCUCUGCUGGCUCCAAGACCCUGACAGAGCAUGGUCAAGAUUACUGGGACACCAAACUGGACAGAGAGAGGACCACCACUGAGGUCAUCAUGUAUGUACCAGAGGAAACCACAGUGCCCUGGUACGAAGAGUAUGAUUAUGCAGACUUGGCAGCUAAAAAACUCGAGGAGGAGGCAGAGAAAGCUCACAAGGAGAAGGAGGAAAAAGUGAAGCGGCUGAGGAAGAAGUGGGAGGAGGAAGAGGAGGAGAGGCUGAGGAAGAUCCUGGUACGCGCCGAACCCAAGAAAUGCCCUCCUCUAGGUCUGGAGUCCCAUCGUGUUGACGAUGACCAGCUGCUGGCCUCUUCUCAGUCUCACCACGGCUUCUCUGCUCAGCGGGGCAGGCUCAACAUGCAGAGCUCCGGUAAUGAGGAGGGUGUGUACGGGGGUGCGUGGUGUGCUGAGCCAGAGGAGAAGAACCACUGGUUUGAGGUGGACGCUCGCAGAGAGGUGGAGUUCACUGGAGUCAUUGUACAGGGCAGGAACUCAGACACAGCUGAAGAUUUUGUGUCCACGUUCUACGUGUCCUUCAGUAAUGACAGUCGUGAUUGGACGGUGCUCCAUGAUGGCUAUGCUGAGUGGUUGUUCUAUGGGAAUGUGGAUCGGGACUCUCCAGUGAUGGUGCAGUUUGAUUGGCCAACAGUGGCACGUUACAUCCGUAUCCUUCCCCAGAGCUGGAACGGCAGCCUGUGUCUCAGAGUUGAGGUCAUGGCCUGCCAACUGACCAGCAGCUUCCGUAGUGAGAAUGAGGUCAACCCCACAGACAACCUGGACUUCAGACACCACAACUAUAAGGACAUGAGACAGAUGAUGAAGGUGAUAAAUGAGGAGUGUCCGAACAUCACUAGGAUCUAUAACAUUGGGAAGAGCUCUGCAGGCCUGAAGAUGUAUGCCAUGGAGAUCUCUGACAACCCCGGGGAACACCAGACAGGUGAGCCGGAGUUCCGCUACACGGCGGGUCUCCAUGGUAACGAGGCACUGGGGCGGGAGCUGCUCCUCCUGCUGAUGCAUUUCAUGUGUAAGGAGUAUAAUGACAACAACCCCAGAGUGCGCCGCCUGGUGGAGGGAGUAAGAAUACACCUGGUUCCCUCACUCAACCCAGACGCCUACGAACUGGCCUACGAGAUGGGCUCUGAGAUGGGGAACUGGGGUCUGGGCCACUGGACUGAGGAGGGAUACGAUAUCUUCCAGAACUUCCCGGACCUCAACAGUGUUCUAUGGGGGGCAGAGGACAGAGGCUGGGUCCCACGCAUUGUACCUAAUCACCACAUCCCACUCCCAGAGAACUUCCUCAAUGGCUCGGUUGCCCUGGAAACCAAAGCCAUUAUUAACUGGAUGGAGCGGACCCCAUUUGUGUUGGGAGCCAAUUUGCAGGGUGGAGAGAAAGUGGUGGCGUACCCGUUUGACAUGCAGCGACCUCCAAAGGCUACAGGAGUGGGUUCUGUUCUGACUGGAAUAAGAUGAAUCAGCACUGGCAGGGCCGGAUUACCGAACAAGCACUACCAUGAGAUGAAUGAGGAAACGUGGGCCCGGAUGCAGCGUCAGAACGGGGACGCGCUACGAGAGACGUCUGACGACACCAUGUUCCGCUGGCUGGCCAUGUCGUACGCCCACAGCCACCUGACCAUGACGGAGACCCAGCGGGGCUCCUGCCACACCGACGACAUCUCUGGGGGACAGGGCAUCAUCAACAGGGCCAGCUGGAAACCUGUGGUGGGAAGUAUGAAUGACUUCAGCUACCUGCACACUAACUGCUUUGAGCUGUCUGUCUUCCUGGGUUGUGACAAGUUUCCUCAUGAGAGUGAGCUGCCUCUGGAGUGGGAGAACAACCGGGAGGCACUACUGUCCUUCAUAGAACAGGUGCAUCGUGGGAUAAAGGGCAUAGUGAGGGACAUGGAGGGUAAACCCCUGGCCAACGCCACCAUUUCUGUGGACGGCGUCAAGCACGAUGUCAAGACUGCUGCGGCCGGUGACUACUGGCGGUUGUUGAACCCCGGGGAGUACCGUGUGACGGCACGCGUCGACGGCCACACGCUCCAGACCCGGCUGUGCAUUGUGGGCUACGACUCCGGGGCUACCCCCUGUAGCUUCACCCUGGCCAAGUCCAACUGGGACCGAAUUAAGCAGAUUAUGGUCCUCCACGGCAAGAGACCCAUACGGCUUGUUACCAAAGCACCCCUCCGGGCAGGAAGUGACAUCAGCGGUGGGUCAGUUGGCAGAGUAGACGCAACAAAGACGGGUUCCAGUGGCGGGAUGGGCGGUACGUUGGCCAACUCCCAGAAUACAGAGCGUCUCCGGCGGUUACGGCUGAUGCGCCUGCGCAAGAUGCACCAGCAGAGACUCAGGGAUAAUCUCUCCACCACCACGACCGUUGCCACCACGACCACCACGGCGGCCCCCACAACGGUGGCGGAGCUGGAGACAGAGAGCACUACUUCCUGGUAUGACUCGUGGUUCCCUGUGGAGAGUUCGUACACAGAGCCCACACCUGCCGAGGUCCUCACAGAGAUACAGGAUUCAGAGCCUACACAGGACUACACCUUUGAGUACAAGUUCGAUGAUUACUAA